Telopea speciosissima is the source of this 904-nucleotide messenger RNA. RefSeq lists its product as uncharacterized. The record is from RefSeq and is a predicted model, not a curated record. NCBI's taxonomy places the organism in Eukaryota, Viridiplantae, Streptophyta, Magnoliopsida, Proteales, Proteaceae. The transcript is spliced from 7 exons. The coding region runs from base 36 to 623 and encodes 195 amino acids.
UAACCAAAAGUAGUUGAAGAUAGCCAGCAUCAGGCAUGGAGACGGUGGUGAAGAAAUACCAGCAAAAGUUUAGGAAAAUUAGGGACGAAAUAAAUCGAUGGGAUGAGCUUCAAUCCCGUUUGCUCUCUCAGUUCAGAAACGCUUCUGCAAUAAUCGAGAGAUUGCAGGUACUGCAGGAGCCCAAAAAUUAUGGCCGUUUGACAUGUGUUAAUGGCAUCAGGGAGGCAAUUUUGGGGAAGCAGAUGGAAUCUCUGCAAACCAUUUUGAUUUCUAUGACGAAAACAUGUGAAGAGUUCCAUGGUAUCGUUGUAUCUCUUGAAAAGAUUCUUCGAGAUGGCAGACAACAGGUAAAAGGGGGUUCAAUGUCACCUGGCACGAACCAAAUGCAAUUGCGAAUUGGGAUACGGCCAAGUCUAGCAGAUUGUUUGGAGGGGCUUAGACUUAUCCAUGAGAUGUACCACUCAGAGUAUCAGCUCAAGUUAUCAACAGUCUCAGCACUUACUUUGAAACUCAGUGCGAGUGAUGUAGGGGCACUCCAUCAACUGUUGGUUGAUCAACCUAAUAUUCCCAAAGAGGAAGUGAAGUCCAUUUUUGACAUCAUAUUGGCUGAAGAAAUCUGUUGAACUUUAUGCCAUCUGUAAUUCCUUGCCAGUUUGGGGUUUUUGAUUGCUGGGAAGCUUGUUGAGGAAACAUACAGAAGCAUUCUGUUUAGUUUUAAUUGCUGAUAGGGCGCAUCAGUUGAAUUGAAGUCCAUCAUUCAGGAAACAUACUGCAUGUGAAUAACAGUAUAACAGUAGGAGCAAACUCUAGAAAUUCCUUGGCUGUAACAGGAUUCAUUUCUUAUGUAUUUGGAGAAAAAUAGAUCAAAUGGUUUUGAUGUUUUUGUUGGAUUGAUUUUUCAGUC